Emiliania huxleyi CCMP1516 is the source of this 792-nucleotide messenger RNA. RefSeq lists its product as hypothetical. The transcript has 3 exons. Lineage: Eukaryota; Haptophyta; Isochrysidales; Noelaerhabdaceae. The record is from RefSeq and is a predicted model, not a curated record. Gene Ontology annotation, molecular function: serine-type endopeptidase activity. Gene Ontology annotation, biological process: proteolysis. The coding region runs from base 1 to 792 and encodes 263 amino acids.
AUGGCUACGCCCCACGUCUCGGGCGUCGCCAUGGUGCUCUGGAACAAGUACCCCGCCAGUACCAAUACCGACAUCCGAGCGGCGCUCGAGGCGGGCGCCACAGACGUGGGCAGCCCGGGCCUCGACGACGAGUACGGCCAUGGCAUCGUCAACUAUUGGGCCGCCAUGUUCACGGCCAUCGUGAAGACCGACCAAUGGCCGACGGAGACGCGGUACACCGUCACCAGGAGCACUACGGACGGCGACGAAGUCGUCGUCCAAAAAGGCCCGUUCAGCCUCCAAAACACCAGGUAUUCCUGGGAGGAGUGCAUUGACCAGGACGCCUGCACCUUCACCAUCUACGACAGCUACGGCGACGGCUUGGAGGCGGGAGGCUACUACUCCGUCCUCAUCGAUGGCGUGGAGGUUGGGUCCGGUGGCAGCUUUAACCAAGAGGACAUAAUCCACCUGUGCCGCGGCGGCGGUGGGCUCUGCCCCGAGCCUUGGUUCACAGCCUCUUGCUCCCUGAGCAUCCUGACGAUCGCACUCAUCGGAUGCGCCGGAGUUGUGGCCUUGCUGUGCACCGCCGGCUUGGUGUGGAUGGCCUGCAAGGCCGCCGCCAGCGCGCCCGAGCCACCGGUGAAGGGAGGAACGCGCAACUCGGCGGCGGUGGCGCGGGCGUCGGCGGCCAGCGGCGUGAGGGGGAGCGCCGCCGGGGGACCGCUGGGCCACCACGCCGCCGCUGGCUCCGCGGUGCGGCCAUCGGCGGCGAGCAGCCGCGCCUCGGCAAAGGUGUACCCCAACCCGGGAUGA